This is a messenger RNA of Podarcis lilfordi (Lilford's wall lizard), 3900 nucleotides long. NCBI's taxonomy places the organism in Eukaryota, Metazoa, Chordata, Lepidosauria, Squamata, Lacertidae. The record is from the annotation of a GenBank genome assembly.
AUGGAAGCAGCUCCUGAGAUGGAAUUGGCGCAAACGCCUCCGGUCCGUAACCUAAAUGGCAACUGGCACUACCAAUUCCGCAUCCUUCUGCUGGGCGACUCCAUGGUGGGCAAAACGUCUCUGCUCAGAUGCUACACAGAGGGGUGCUUCGUUCCAUCCCCGUGCCCCACGGUGGGCGUGGAGUUCUACAGCAAGAUGAUGGAGCUGCCUCCAGGCAUCAAGGUGAAGCUACAACUUUGGGACACGGCUGGCCAAGAGAGGUUCAGGUGAGGCGGGGAAGUCCUUGUAGGACCAAAGGAUGAGUGGGGGAAGAUGCACAUGCUUCUUACCAGUCCAAAACCUUUCCCUUUUCUAAAUUCCUUUCCCUACUGCCCUGGAAAUAAGGUCUGGAAGCCAAUCACAUUACUGCUCAGUUAGCAACAAUCCAUUCUGGUGCAUAGACCUUUCGUGUCCAUAUCAUCCCUUGCUCCCUGCAUUUAAUUUCAGCCAGGUUGGCGAUUCUGCUGGAAUGCCAGCCAGUGGUGCCAUGAAGGAAGGACUUGGAGGCAGGUAUUCAGGGUCCCAUGAGUGUGGUGGGUCAGGGGAUAGCACCGGGUUGGCUUACUACAUAUUGAAGUAACCUACGUGUAUCACCCUGUCUGUAAAGGAGGGAUAGGAGGAGCUUUCAAGGCCAUUAUGUCCAGAGUCUAAAAUGUCCUAGCUGCACCACAGAUACCACCUGUCUUCAUUCCCCACAUAUUUCAUCCCCACUUAUUCCCCCUACUGGAUUUCUAUUUUUUUUAUUAAAAAAAAUUAGUGUUAUCCUUGGCAAUUAAGUUGAGAUUUUAAGAAAUUAAAUAGAAAUGGAAUAGGGAGGGGGAAUAAGCAUUUAGCACAUUCCUGUCCCACCUUUCCUCCUAUAGGAAGGAGAGCCCUAUGUCCUCUUUUUCCCCCAGGACACCCUCUUUUUCAUAGGUAUGUAAAAUGAGAGUCGUCAUAGCGAUCCAUAGUUAAAACUAGAAGCAAAUGUGUCCUCUUUUUUUUGCUCUUCAAAAUAUGGCAACCCUCUCUUCACACUAACCCUGUAAGGCACAUUAGGCCAGGAGAAAAAGAAUGACAACCCCGGAAACAGCUAGGGAACACAUUAGUUCCAAUCUAUCUGUAGAUCUUAGGAAAUGGUUGGCAUCAGGAAACACCCUACACUACAGGAACAAGGAAGGGAUUAACUGGGGACCUGCAUCCCAGGGGGAGAAGGCUGGGCAGUGAGUUCAGCUCAGGCUUCAUUUAUUCAUCAAUACCAGGGGAGGGGAAACUGCCAGAUGUUGGGCUCCAACUCCCAUCAGCCCCAGGCAGUAGCAAGGGUUGAUGGGAGUUGCAGGCCAGCAACGUCUGGAGGACCAAACCUUCCCCCACCCCCCAAGUAAGCCUGGUGUUCCUAAGCAAGAAAGUAGUGGAUAAUUGAGCUCAUGUGGUACUGAAAAAAGUUCCAGCAGCAAAGGCACAGCUCCUCAAAGUUGCACAAAGGAAUCUUUAUAUAAUUACUUAGAAUGUGUACAGUGCUUUGCUGAUGGUUAGUGUGUUGUCAUCCCAUGGUCAUUGAUUCAGGUGACACAGGGUUUUGCAGAGCAAUCUGAGACAAUUUCUCCAAGGAGCUCACAAUGGUGUACGUGGUUCACCCCCCCCCCUCAGUUAAUGACUACAGCAAUCCCUACAGGUAGGUUAGGAUGAGAGGCAAUGACCGGCCCCUGGUCAUUCAUUGAGCUUCCUGCUCAAGUGGGAUUUGAACCCUGCUCUCCCUGGUCCUAGACUGACACACUAACCCAGAGCCUUCCAAAUGUUUUGUAUUGGUGACACACUUUUUAGACAUGCAUCAUUUUGCGACACAGUUUUUACUAGCAAACCAAAGGUUAAACUAACCCCUUUCCAGCCCUGGGAGGAGCGCAGGGAGUGUUUGCACACCAACACACUGCAGCCAACACACUAACAUGUCGCGACACACAGUUUGGAAAGCUCUGCACUAACCACUAUGCCACACUGAUUUCACCAGCUUGCUUUAAGCUGUCUCUGGGUUUGGUCAGAAACUAGAUGUUUGUGCAUAUCUUUGAGAAUCAUGAGUAUUUGCGAAUCAUUCUGGGCUGAAUAAUGAACUUUGCUUUCUGUACUCCCUCUAGCAAUCUUGGUUAGAUUUCUGUUGGCACGCUGCACAAAAGUUCCCUGUGUUUUUCACAGAAUCGGUGAAAAAAACAGCUGAAGGGAGGGUAGUGUAUAGCUGAGUGUUGUGCUGUGGGGUGGGGUGGGGGAUACUUCAAGGUUGUCUGUUGUUAUUGUUCUUUUGCAGAGUUGAGAAAUUGAUCCCAUUCAGUGACUAGAAGCCUGAGGGCAUUGAUCUCAAGUAAUCCCAGAGGCCAUCAUAUCUCCUUGGAAUGUCUGACCUUGCUUACUGAUCCACUCAGUUAUUGACACAACCUUACCAACUCCCUUUUUCUUGCUAAUUUUACUGCAAACAAUGGCACUGGCAUAUCAGCUCCUCUUCAGAGAUAAGAUUUGUAUGUAGAAUCUCUGCUUGUUUAUGUGGUUGUAAAUCCUAUAGGAGUCUCCUCACUUGCUUACCCUGCCAUUAGCCAUGAGCUGGACUGGGAGAUAAAGGCAUGGCAGGGAGGUAAGGAAGGAAAGGAGAUGUUUCAGGAAAUUAGAAACUGAAAUAAAAUGUCAAUAUUUAUCAAUAAACAAAUUGGGAAAAAGAAAGGAAGGAAUAAGAGAGGAAAUUAUUACAGUAUGAAGAAGUGAAUGUAAAAGGGCCAGAGAGAAGGGAUGGAAGAAAGUGGCAGGGUUUUUUUUCUUUUUGAGCUGAGUGUGGAAAGAGAAAGGGAAAUGAAAUGAUAAGAGAUGGGUAAAAAUAUUUUGAGAAACAUGUGGCAGUGAGAAGGAAAAAAUAUAAAAGAAAAAGCCUUCUCCACUUCAAGCCUCUCUAAUCAAAUUCUGCCUAAAAUAGAGAGGUUGAGUUGUUCCACAUCACAUGUCUGUGCUUAGCUUGAGGAAAGCUGAACCAUGGAACUCCUUGCCUCAAGGAAAAUGCUGUGGCUAAGAAUUUAGCAAUGUCCCAAAGGUGGUUUAGAUAUCAUAGGAAAAUUAUGUGAGUAUAUGUUAUUUAUUUUACUCAGUACAUUUAUAUCAGGCCUUUUCUCCAAGUUGCUCAAGGCAGAAUUCUUCCUCCCGCACUAAGACUACAUUGUACUAUAAAAUUGACAUUGCUCAGCAUAAAUUUCUGAAGACUUUGUGGAUAUGUUUUGCUAAUGUAGUUUAGCAAUAUCUGUAAAGGCAAAUGGGAGUUCUGUGCUUACAUCUCAGAAGAUACUUUGUCACUAUCAUUGCUCCAGAACAAAGUCCUGGACAUGGUUAUGAAGAGUUGGCAUUUGGUAACUUGACAAGUGACUUUAAGAAAGUCUCCGUGAUAUAUUGGAAGAAGGUUAAAUUAAUUAAUCUGCUGCUUCUGUUCUUAGGUGCAUCACCAGAUCCUUCUACCGGAAUGCAGUGGGUGUACUCUUGGUCUUCGAUAUGACCAACCGGAGGUCCUUUGAGAGCAUCUUUGAUUGGUACCAUGAAGUGACCAGUGUUAUGGAGAAGGUCGUCUUCCUCUUGGUUGGCCACAAAAGUGACCUUCAGUCAAUGAACAGAGUCACAGUCGAAGAAGCAGAGGGACUGGCCAUUUCUUUGGGCACGCAAUUUAUUGAAACAUCCGCCAAGGACAACCUCAAUAUAGAUUUGGCUUUUGCGACCAUCACCAAUGCUAUCUACGAUGCUCUGAGAAACAAGGAGAUUGACCUGCAGGAAGGGUGGGAUGGUGUGAAGGUGAUCCAUAAGAAGAGAACUAGCGGUCUUCAGAGAAGGAAGAAGGCCCCGCAAGAAAAAUGCAAUUGCUAA